AUGUGCGGUUAUGGAUAUCCCUUUUAUGUAUCGUCCACUUUUCUCUCAGCACAAGAGUUUAUUAGCAAAAGAAUCCAUAAAAUCGCUGAGGCACAAAUGAAAAUUGCUGGCGAUGAAGAACGUCAAUUAGCAAUAGAAGCUGGUGAGAUAGAUAGUGACGGAACCCCUAUGUGCACUGUAGUUGACAAUGGUCCAAGCGCAGUUAUAAGACCAAAUAUGAUGCAUUAUCUGGAGUGGUAA
Molecule: messenger RNA, 240 nt
Organism: Macrosiphum euphorbiae (potato aphid)
Lineage: Eukaryota; Metazoa; Arthropoda; Insecta; Hemiptera; Aphididae
Source: the annotation of a GenBank genome assembly